This is a messenger RNA of Lycium barbarum (goji berry), 1263 nucleotides long. Its product is annotated as peroxidase 24-like. The record is from RefSeq and is a predicted model, not a curated record. Gene Ontology annotation, cellular component: plant-type cell wall; plasmodesma. NCBI's taxonomy places the organism in Eukaryota, Viridiplantae, Streptophyta, Magnoliopsida, Solanales, Solanaceae. The transcript is spliced from 4 exons. The coding region runs from base 97 to 1080 and encodes 327 amino acids. Gene Ontology annotation, biological process: hydrogen peroxide catabolic process; response to oxidative stress. Gene Ontology annotation, molecular function: peroxidase activity; heme binding.
CUGCUUUCUCGUCUUCCCAAUUCUUAGGUAUAAGUCCUUCGAUAUUAUUGUCUUGUAUACUGCCCCCCUUCAUCACUUCCUAGCUAGGAAAAGAAAAUGAGAACUCAAUUAGUACUAAGUUAUCUUGUUUUUCUGUGUCUUGUUCUUUGUGGAGUUGUGUGGGGUGCAGGAAAGGUACCACGCAAAAACUUCUACAAGAGCACUCGUUGUCCAAAUGCUGAACAACUUGUUAGAGAUAUCACUUGGAGCAAAGCUAAGAGUGACCCUACCUUGGGUGCUAAAUUGCUUCGAGUCCACUACCAUGAUUGUUUCGUUAGGGGAUGUGAUGCAUCCAUAUUGCUGGAUAAAGUUGGAACAGAUCAAUCUGAGAAGGAGGCCAGACCAAAUCUCUCAUUGGGUGGUUUCAAUGUAAUUGAUGAUAUCAAGCAACAAGUUGAGGCUAAAUGCCCUGGAAUUGUUUCUUGUGCUGACAUUUUAGCUUUAGCUGCUCGUGAUGCUGUUUCCUUCCCAUUUAAAACCUUAAUGUGGGAUGUGGCAACCGGAAGAAAAGAUGGGAAUGUUUCCCUUGCAAGUGAAGUGAAUGGAAACUUACCUUCACCAUUUUCAGAUUUUGCAACCCUUCAACAAAUCUUUGCAAACAAAGGCCUAAAUGUCGAUGAUCUUGUUGCAUUAUCAGGUGCUCACACAAUUGGUGUCGCUCAUUGUGGAGCUUUCUCAAGGAGACUCUUCAAUUUCACUGGCAAAGGUGACAUGGAUCCAUCUCUCAAUCCUACUUAUGCUCAAUCUUUGAAGCAAUUGUGCCCUAAUCCAGCAAAUCCAGCCACAACUGUGGAAAUGGAUCCUUUGAGCUCAACUUCAUUUGAUAGCAAUUACUUCAACAUCCUUACUCAGAAAAAAGGGUUGUUCCAAUCGGAUGCAGCCCUUCUAACUGAAAAAAAAUCAAUUAAUGUCGUGAGAAAAUUGCAAAAAAAUAAGGCUUUCUUUUUUGAGUUUGCAAGAUCCAUGCAGAAAAUGGGAGCCAUUGAAGUUCUUACAGGAAAUGCUGGAGAAAUCAGGAAGAAUUGCCGCGUCAGAAAUUAAUUCUUGAAAAUCCUAUGAUUUUAUCAUAUCUUGUCACAAAAGUGUACAACAUGUGCUAUUUCUGUUAUUUAUGCCUUUAAUCUUAAGUAAUUGUGUGGUUACAUCCAAUUUAAACUUCAUGUAAGUUGGUAAUGUUAAUGUUUGAACAAGCAAGUUGUGACAAUAAAUUAUUACGUUCAAAUC